This is a messenger RNA of Sardina pilchardus (European sardine), 1071 nucleotides long. Its product is annotated as complement C1q-like protein 4. Bases 71 to 691 code for a protein of 206 amino acids. The record is from RefSeq and is a predicted model, not a curated record. Lineage: Eukaryota; Metazoa; Chordata; Actinopteri; Clupeiformes; Clupeidae. Gene Ontology annotation, molecular function: protein binding. The transcript is spliced from 3 exons.
CAGAGAACACAAGAGGGCUGCUAGUUUAACGCUGAUGAGCUGCUCCAGUUUGAGCUGAAGAGUUUAAAAGAUGAAGACUGCUGUAGCUGUGCUGCUGUUGCUGUGGUCUGGUGUGGUUGGGGUUGUGGCUGCAGCAGAGCAGAGCUGUCUGACUGAGGUCCGUGCUGUGCAGAGAGAGGUGAUCGCUCUGGUAGCGCAGCAGACACAGGAGCUCCAACUGGCCAAAGCGCACGUGGAGAAACAAAUAGAGGACCUGAAGAACGGAGCAGUCAGGCCCUCUAACGUGGCUUUCUCCGCCUCCCUCUUCACGAACAAUGACACACACAUCGGACCCUUCAAGACAGACCAAACCCUGCAAUUCAACCUAGUCUUUACCAAUGUCGGCAAUGCCUACGACAACAGCACAGGCAAGUUCACCGCUCCGCUCAACGGUGUCUACCAGUUCAGCUACCACGUCUAUGCCGGAGGUGACAACGGAGCCGGAGCUAAGCUCUACCAUAACGAGGAUCAGGUGGUGGCAGCCUACAACCACGUGGCCCCUCACGACAUCAACACGUCCCAGAGCGUGAUUCUGACUCUGGAGAAGGGUGACACAGUGAGCUUGCUCCUGGAGGCCGGCUGGUGGGUCGCAUCCUACCUCGGACAUCUCACCACCUUCAGCGGACAUCUGCUCUUCGGCUCCCUGGAUUGAUAUAAUCGACUAUCUAUCUGUCUAUCUAUCUAUCUACCUAUCUAUAUAUCUAUCUAUCUAUCUCUCUGUCUAUUGAUCUAUCUAUCUAUGUAUCUAUCCCUAUAUCUCUCUAUCUCCCUGUCUAUUGAUUUCUCUCUCUCGGUAAAUUGAAGAGUUGAAUUUAUGGAAUAUCUUGGACAUAAGACUUUUCCUGCACAUUUGUAGCCUACUUGCUGUAAUGUACUGUAGUCUGUUAUGUUGACACAUUUGAAGGCUUAAGAUAGUCAUAGGCUGUGUAGAGAAUUACUCUCUUUGGAAAGCACAACAGUCAUGAAUAUUUUUUUUUUCCUUAUGUAUUUGUAGUGUAAUUUUUCUCUGCAAAAAUAAAGUCAGUUGCACUU